AUGCAGAAAGCCGUUUUGUCAUUUCAUCCCCCCAAGCUGCGACAGCAUCGAGAUAGUGACUCGGCGAAGAGGCCAAUCGAGGAAGGUGUUGUUCCCAAUUCCCCAUUUAGAAACACCCUCCCUGUGAGGUGCCAAAGGGACGACUGGCGCUGCUUUCGUUUGAAGAGGACCGACUGGGUGACACGCUACAUGUUGUUGGGCGGUAGCGCUGACCUCUUCGAGCAGUCUGUGCCCUUACAGCCCGUCACAAGCACCAACGCGAUCGAGCAGUCAAACGGUGAAAUAGGGAAACCGCCAAACAGCCAAACGGCCAAACAGCCAAAAGGCCAAACAGCUAAAUAG
Molecule: messenger RNA, 342 nt
Organism: Plasmodium inui San Antonio 1
Lineage: Eukaryota; Apicomplexa; Aconoidasida; Haemosporida; Plasmodiidae
Exons: 4
Coding region: 1-342 (113 amino acids)
Source: RefSeq, a predicted model, not a curated record